CUAAGGCCAGACACGCAAGGACAGACAAAGUCAUUGCAGAAAAUGCACAUGUUAGUUGAUGUAUGUGGAUCAAGGAGCUAGCACAGAGGGGUGCUUUACAAAAUCACUCCUGGUGAAAACACUAUGGAAACUGAAAACUGACCCAUGUGGCUGAAGGAAUCACAUGUUUAUUUAAACUGUGAUCAUAAUGAACAAAAUUCAACUGGGUAAAUGUUAAAGAUCUUAGCAGCUUUAUUCAGUGGGUCAUAAAUUAGGCAGCAUGGAGGAUGGACGAGAGCUCCAAAGAUAUUGCAAGGCAAGAGCUUUUUCGAGACUGAAGUGAGCAAGAGCAAUCCUGGGCGUUUGCUGAUUUGUAGAAGCAGGGUUACUUUCCUCACAGAAGGCAAAGGGAAGUCUUGGAGCUAGUUUAGGAACUUGUGGCAGAGCAGAAGUAUGGAACAGUGGAAUAGCUCUGAGGAUCAACAGGAUGACACUGAUAACCGCUCAGAAUCUGUGAAGUUUGAUGCCCACUCCAUGACAGCCUUGCUCCCUCUGUAUCCUAAAAAUGGCCCCACCCUUCAAGAGAGACUGAAGUCCCUCAAAGCUGCACUGAUUGCCCUUUAUCUUCUUGUGUUGGUAGUGCUCGUGCCCAUCGUCGGAAUAAUGGCAGCACAGCUCCUGAAGAGGGAAAUGCAGAAUUGCACAGUUGGCUCAAUGAAUGCAAACGAAAUAUCUCAAAGUCUCAGAGGAAAAGGAAAUAACAGUGAAGAUGAGAUGAGAUUUCGAGAAGCUGUUACGGAACAAAUUAACAACAUGGAGAACAGAAUCCAAUAUAUUUCAGAUACAGAAGCCAAUCUCAUAGAUUCAGAGCGUUUCCAAAAUUUUAGUCUGGUGACUGAUCAGAGAUUUAAUGAAGUUCUUCUCCAGCUGAGUACCUUGGUUUCCUCGGUUCAGAGACACGGGAACGUGAUAGAUGAAAUCUCCAAGUCAUUAAUAAGCCUGAAUACCACACUGCUUGAUUUGCAGCUCAAUAUUGAAACACUGAAUGGCAAAGUCAAAGACAGUACACUUAAACAGCAAGAGGACAUGAGUAGAUUAGAAGAGCGUGUGUACAAUGCAUCAGCAGAAAUUAUGUCUAUGAAAGAAAAACAAGUGAAUUUGGAAGAGGAAAUAAAAGGAGAAGUGAAAGUACUGAAUAACAUCACUAAUGAUCUCAGACUGAAAGAUUGGGAACACUCUCAGACAUUGAAAAAUAUCACUUUAAUUCAAGGUCCUCCUGGACCCCCCGGUGAAAAAGGAGACAGAGGUCCCGCUGGAGAAAGUGGUCCACGAGGCAUUCCAGGUCCAGUAGGUCCUCCAGGUCUUAAAGGUGAUCGGGGAGCAAUUGGCUUUUCUGGACCUCGAGGAUUCCCAGGGCCACCAGGGAAGACCGGAAGGGCAGGAUAUCCUGGACCAAAAGGCCAGAAGGGGGACAAAGGAAGUGGAAGCAUACUAACUCCAUUUAAGACAGUACGACUGGUUGACGGUAGAGGUCCUCAUGAGGGCAGAGUGGAGAUUUUCCACAAUGGCCAGUGGGGCACAGUUUGUGACGACCACUGGGAACUGCGAGGUGGACAGGUCAUCUGUAGGAGUUUGGGAUACCAAGGUGUUCAAACUGUGCAUAAAGGAGCUCACUUUGGACAAGGUACUGGUCCAAUUUGGCUGAAUGAAGUAUUUUGUUUUGGGAGAGAAUCAUCUAUCGAAGACUGUAAAAUUAGCCAGUGGGGGGUGAGAGGCUGUUCACACGCUGAAGAUGCUGGAGUCACUUGCACUUUAUAAUGUAUCGUACUUUCUUUCACCUUCGUGAAAUCAUUGUGGCAAAAAUACUUUUAUUAUUUUGCUCCAUUAAUAUCAGUUCAGUGAAUAUGUAAGAGAUUAGGAAUUUUGUCUAAAGAAAAGGAAUAUUUUAAAAUCACUGGAUAAACAUAUUGGACACCUUCAUGCUUGCUAUAGAUCUGCAUUUGAACCAUUUCAAUUUCUUUAGGUUUCUAAAUGGAAUUUCUAAUAUAAUGACAUAUAUUGAAUGGAAUAUACUGAAGUUUAAGGCUUCUCAAUUACAAAUGCCAAUGAUAAUGGAAACACCUUCCAGCCAUUGACUUUAACUGAUCUCUUCACAGGAUGACAAUUUUUGUCAUUUUUGUCUUCUUUGUAAUCUAUUUAAUUGACUUUAAUUUAAUCAGUUUCUUAAUGAGAAGAUUGGAAGAGUUGUUUUGUGCCAAGUUUGUGAAAUCUCUAACCUUACACAUUUUUUGAGGAAACGUUUUUAUCUGGCCAUUAUGAUCUCUGCAUGUGCAGUACCUUGGCUGUUAGGUAGCAUUGUUCAUGAUAUAUUCUGGGCAUGAUGAAAAACUGAGCAGAUUUCUCAUGGUCAAUAAUAACAUGAUGAUUAAGAAAACCAACAUGAUUAUUUUACAUGAUCAUGUAUUGACAGUUUUUGUUUGUUUUUACUGACCCAGGUGUUAGAAAAAGGGCUUCUGAGAAAAGGCACAGGCUCCCCCAUCACUAUAUGUCUCUCAAUAAUUGGUGGAUCAAAAAUGUCAUUUCAACACAGAGCUCAAUUUGAUGUGCAUUUUAAAUGAAGUUGAAUAGUUGUUAUCAUUCCAGAAUGCUGUGUUUAAAAUAUAAAUACACUUUCCAAUCUAAGUGGCUCCACUUUAAAUAACAGCAUGCAAAUGUCUUGAGCACAGAACCUAGUUUCAACUACCCUUCUUUGAAGCCUUUCAUGGAGUCCAUUAACAAUUGCAACCAGAAAGAGAGAGAGAAAGAGAGACAGAGAGAGAUAUCUGUAGCUCUCAAAGAUCAGUGACCCUACGCAUGCCAAAUCAGUACCUUACCAACGGUCAGCCCAUCACCAGGGUACAUCUUAGAAUGUGGAAGGUCACCUGGAACCCAGUGCCUGUCCCCAGCUGUCUAGGUAUAUAGGAAG
Molecule: messenger RNA, 2944 nt
Organism: Mustela erminea (ermine)
Lineage: Eukaryota; Metazoa; Chordata; Mammalia; Carnivora; Mustelidae
Gene: MSR1
Product: macrophage scavenger receptor 1
Exons: 10
Coding region: 433-1797 (454 amino acids)
Biological process (GO): receptor-mediated endocytosis
Cellular component (GO): membrane
Molecular function (GO): scavenger receptor activity
Source: RefSeq, a predicted model, not a curated record